UAACAUAGAUGUUCAGUAACUUUCACAUUGAAUUAUGAUGGUUUAUUAAAAUUAUAUGUUCUUUGUUUAUGUGAUUACUAAUAGAGUCAUGGUUUCUUGCCCAUUUUUCUGCCAGCUGGAACUAUCCCCAUUGCCUUCAUCGAGUGCUUUAUCCACUGUCAGAUUAAUGGAUAGGAGGUUUGGACUUUUUACGUUGGCAGAGACAUAUUACUACAAAGUCAUUCUCAGACCCCUUUGUUGGCAGUCAGAGGGCCAUGGAAAGAAUUGUGGGUCAUUGGAAGAAUUAGCAAAAGCAGAAGUUUGUGGAUUCACAUAACAAUACUGGGAAGUGGGUCUUAAUGAACAAGAUGUAUUGGAGCAUUGAAAAGUAAAUGGAACAUUGAAAACACAGAGUGAUUGCAAAGAGAGCUGCUACCCCUGUGGGGGGAAAGUGGGGGUGGUAAGAGGAAAAACUUAGAAUCAUUAGAAUUCAGAAGCUCACAGGAAGAGUCUGUAGGUUGGGGUUCAGAUCCCUGUGGGUGACAUGGUGGGGGGACCAUGGCUGACUGCGGUUGUAUCUUCAGAAGAUAGAGGCUGUUUGGGCAGGUGGGGGCCGGCUUGGAUGCAUGCUAGAGAUUAGAACCUCUCCAGCUGCCCAGGUGACGUGCCUGGACUUUGACAGCCAGCAAAGAACUAAUCUGCCAGCCUUUCUACCUCCCUCUGGCACCCCUGUCAGCGAAGCCUAACAGCAGCCUAACAGGAGAAAUGAUUGCAGAAUUCCAGACCACACGGCAGGAUUAGAAGGGUGGGAUCAGAGCUGAGAGGUAAUAGUUUAGGAACCGACUUGGUCCUGGAUACAAAAAUCUUCCUCUGGCUUGUUCGUGGUGGAAGGUUUGGGGCCAAACAAUACUCAGAGAAGUCAGAGAGGUGGAUCUGGGCUGGACGUGAUGUGGGUCUGACUUCAGAUAGACAGAAUAGACUUUCUUGUGCAAGUGUUCCCGGUGCGUACCAAGCAGGACAGUGGCUGCCAGCCUCGUGUGUUGCCUUCUCCCUACACCACAGCCCCAUCACGGGAAGCCACACCUCCUGCCCUCCCUGGAAAAGGAGGCAGCUUUGAUCUUCGUUCCUUCCUUUAUGAAACUAUUAUUCACAAAAUUCCUUAAGCUGUCUUGAAUUUGUUUAUCUUUAGUGUCUGUGACUCAUGGAACUGCUUAGUGAGACUUUGGUGGUGCCUUGUGUUGUGUUGGGUCUUGAGGACUGAGACGGUCUCCGCCCUCGGGGAAGGAACAACCUGGUUUGUGGCACAAGGCAAAUGUGACGAGGCUGACACAUGUUGAAUAUUAAAAUAGAACUAAUUCGACCUGGAAAGUAGAAAAGAACAGACCUGUGGAGAUUUACCUUUUGAACUUAUUUUCAAAGUCGGCCCUGUACAAGGAGUGUGUGUAGGUGUGUGCUGUGGGGAAGCAAGUAUUGAUGCCAACGACAAGAUUAAAGUGGAAAGAAGGAAAUAAUUAUUAAGACGGCCUUUGUCCUGUGUGAGGAAGUAUUAUACAGUUGCCCAAAAAACAACCCUAGCUUGGCUUCAAGGGUUUUCCUUAUUUCAGAAGUUUGAGUUUGCUGGGCAGUCCCCUCCCGCUCAUUGUGGGUCUUUGUGUGUCAGCCAUAUUCCUGCUGAGGUCGUCACCCUCAUAAGCCAAAAAGUCCUUUUAUUUUUUACUUUAACUUCCAAGGGAAGCUGCCUCAUCCCUGUCUCUGUAUUAGUUGUCCUCACAGAACCAUUUCUAGUGUCUUGCCUGGGCCUGCCUGCUCCUGAAAGGCUGUCCUCACCGGUACUGGAUCCGGCACACAAUGAACGCUGCCGGCUGCCAGGGCUCCGGAAGGGCCUGCAAGGUCACCCUGACAAGGACAGGAAGAGAGAGAUGUCGAUAACCCCGUGCCUAACCGUGGAGGCCAUGGACUAGCUCCCGGGGAGGACAGAUUCAAACCUGUGGUGCCAUGGCCUCAUGUUGAAGGAGUAGAAGUGGACUUAGAGUCUAUUAGAAGAAAAAACAAGGCCAAAAAUGAACAGGAGCGCCACGCUGGAGGAGAGAACCAGAAAGACGUAAUGCAGAGGCAGUAUCUCACAUUUAAGCCUCAGACUUUCACCUACCGUGAUCCUGUGCUACGCCCAGGGGUCCUUGGUAACUUUGAACCCAAAGAACUUGAGCCUCAAGGAGUAGUUGGAGGCCCUGGAGAGAAAGCCAAGCCUUUGGUUUUGGGACCAGAUUUCAAACAUGCAGUUCAAGCCAGCAUUAAAGAGUUUGGAUUUAACAUGGUGGCAAGUGACAUGAUCUCUCUGGACCGCAGCGUGAAUGACUUACGGCAAGAAGAGUGCAAGUAUUGGCAUUAUGAUGAAAACCUGCUCACGUCCAGCGUCGUCAUCGUCUUCCACAACGAAGGAUGGUCCACCCUCAUGAGAACAGUCCACAGUGUAAUUAAAAGGACGCCAAGGAAGUAUUUAGCAGAAAUUGUGUUAAUUGAUGAUUUCAGUAAUAAAGAACACUUAAAAGAAAAACUCGAUGACUAUAUUAAGCAAUGGAACGGCCUAGUGAAGGUAUUUAGAAAUGAAAGAAGAGAAGGUUUGAUUCAAGCACGAAGUAUCGGUGCCCAGAAAGCUAAACUUGGACAGGUGUUGAUAUACCUCGAUGCCCACUGUGAGGUGGCAGUUAACUGGUAUGCACCACUUGUAGCUCCCAUAUCUAAGGACAGAACCAUUUGCACUGUGCCGAUUAUAGAUGUCAUAAACGGCAACACAUAUGAAAUUGUACCCCAAGGGGGUGGUGACGAAGAUGGGUAUGCCCGAGGAGCAUGGGAUUGGAGUAUGCUCUGGAAACGGGUGCCUCUGACCCCUCGAGAGAAGAAAAUGAGAAAGACAAAAUCUGAGCCAUAUCGGUCCCCAGCCAUGGCCGGCGGGUUAUUUGCCAUCGAGCGAGACUUCUUCUUUGAACUGGGUCUCUAUGAUCCAGGUCUCCAGAUUUGGGGUGGUGAAAACUUUGAGAUCUCGUACAAGAUCUGGCAGUGCGGCGGCAAGCUCCUGUUCGUGCCCUGCUCGCGCGUCGGGCACAUCUACCGCCUGGAGGGCUGGCAAGGGAACCCGCCCCCCGUUUAUGUCGGGUCAUCCCCAACUCUGAAGAAUUAUGUCCGAGUUGUAGAGGUCUGGUGGGAUGAAUAUAAAGACUACUUCUAUGCUAGCCGGCCUGAAUCCAAGGCCCUAGCAUAUGGGGAUAUAUCUGAGCUGAAAAAAUUUCGAGAAGAUCAUAACUGCAAAAGUUUCAAAUGGUUCAUGGAAGAAAUCGCUUAUGACAUCACCUCACACUACCCUCUGCCACCCAAAAAUGUGGAAUGGGGAGAGAUCAGAGGCUAUGAAACUGCUUACUGCAUCGAUAGCAUGGGGAGAACCAACGGAGGCUUUGUGGAGCUCGGGCCCUGUCACAGGAUGGGAGGGAACCAGCUUUUCCGAAUCAACGAAGCUAAUCAGCUCAUGCAGUACGACCAGUGUCUGACAAAGGGUUCUGAUGGAUCCAAAGUCAUGAUCACACACUGUAAUCUAAAUGAGUUUAAGGAAUGGCAGUACUUCAAGAACCUGCACAGAUUUACCCACAUUCCUUCAGGGAUGUGCUUAGAUCGCUCAGAUGUCCUGCACCAAGUGUUCAUCUCCAAUUGCGACUCCAGUAAAGCGACUCAAAAGUGGGAAAUGAAUAACAUCCACAGUAUUUAGGGA
This is a messenger RNA of Talpa occidentalis (Iberian mole), 3739 nucleotides long. RefSeq names its product polypeptide N-acetylgalactosaminyltransferase 7 (gene GALNT7). Lineage: Eukaryota; Metazoa; Chordata; Mammalia; Eulipotyphla; Talpidae. Bases 2084 to 3736 code for a protein of 550 amino acids. The transcript has 12 exons. The record is from RefSeq and is a predicted model, not a curated record. Gene Ontology annotation, cellular component: Golgi apparatus.